UGAUAACAGUGGUAAACUAUCGGACAUACAUCAGACACAGAUAAUCUAGGAAUCAGAUCGUAAUCCAUGGGUGAGUAUGUGUUUGUCAAGUCUCUUGACGCUAUCCACUGAUGUGGCUAUGGGCAAUCCGGCUGCUACGACAUUCCGAAUGGGAGCAACUUCUGAUGAGGAAAGGUGGAAACUCACCUGAGUGUUCGUUCUUUGAUGUGCAAUUCUCCGAGGGUUGCCUCGAGGAACGUCGUGAUGAUGUUCUGCUAAUACAUUCGUCUUGGAGUGAUUUAGUGUAGUUAAUAUGUUGUAUGCUAUGGUCAGAUCACCUUACUCUCCUGUGGUUCAAUGAGAAUAAUCUCAAGUGUUGGAGUCUGUUCUCGUGAGACUUCAGUUUUAGUUCUAUCGCCCACUUCUUGGCCCAUUCCUGUACUUGGUAUAAGAGAUUCACAACUUUUGGAAAGAGGAUCGGGCCAACAUUGUGGACUUCAAGUUGGGAGCGUGAGUACACUUCAAGCAGUGUCAGGAACAAUUCUGUUAUGUUUGCGUCAAGUCUUCCUUGUAUUAAGCGGAGAGAUGAGUUCGUCUUGGCUUCUUCCUCUAGGUAGUUUCGGAGGUUGUCACACGGGACAGGCCUUUCCUGAACCCGUGUUUGGUUUCACAUCUCUGUGGGUGCACGUAUUCCCUGAUUUGUGGACUUUUCCCUAAUAAUGAAUCUGUCGAGACAUUUGAAGUCAGCUUGUAAUUUGGCUCCUAGCUUGGCCUCAGAACAUCUAUUUAAUCGUACUUCGGCGUUGCAUCUAUUUCUCGAUGCCAUAAAAGAGCUACGGUCAAAAUCC
This is a messenger RNA of Schistosoma bovis, 827 nucleotides long. NCBI's taxonomy places the organism in Eukaryota, Metazoa, Platyhelminthes, Trematoda, Strigeidida, Schistosomatidae. The record is from the annotation of a GenBank genome assembly.